Molecule: messenger RNA, 1709 nt
Organism: Gymnodraco acuticeps
Lineage: Eukaryota; Metazoa; Chordata; Actinopteri; Perciformes; Bathydraconidae
Product: visual system homeobox 2
Exons: 3
Coding region: 154-972 (272 amino acids)
Biological process (GO): regulation of transcription by RNA polymerase II
Molecular function (GO): DNA-binding transcription factor activity, RNA polymerase II-specific; RNA polymerase II transcription regulatory region sequence-specific DNA binding
Source: RefSeq, a predicted model, not a curated record
CCCUCAGACACAUGCUGCAGCUUUAACAACCAGCAGACAAUCAUUUUCUCUUCUUCUUCAUGGACGUUGGGAUGCAUUUCAGCAACUUGUCAUCGCCAUUGUAGGAUUAAACUUGUCCCUUAACAUUGGACUUAAUAUUGGACUCUUAACAUCAUGGACAUGUUUGGCCCAGGACAACUGGUAUCUCUCCUGCCUGCAUUGUUCCAUUCACCUGCAGCUCAUUUCUUCCCUGCAUUCCCAACCAGGCUGGGCUCUCCACAUCAGUUUCUGAUCCCGGGUCCCUUCAUCAGCUACGAAUCCUUGAGGAAUUAUCUGCAGCCAGAUCCAUGCAAGGAAGCUUUCCUCCUGGCCACUCAGGCGGUCGGGAUAGGGCCGCUGACAGAGGGCAUAGAUGAACAGAGGCCAGUGAAGCAGCGGCGUGCACGGGCCAACUACAGCAGCUGGCAGCUGGAGGAGCUGGAGAAGGCCUUCGAGACCACCCACUACCCCGACAUCUUCAUGAGGGAGGCCCUGGCCCUCAGACUGGACCUCAUCGAGGCCAGAGUGCAGGUUUGGUUUCAAAACCGCCGUGCCAAGAUGAGGCGGCAGCUGAAACUCCAGGGCCAGCUCGCAGGGCCUUUUGUAAAAAGAGACAGUGAUGAAAUGUGUGAGAAAGCCAGCAGGAGUUUGAAGCAGCAGACGGAGAGUUGUGACGACGAAACCUGGGAGAGACGACAGGAAGGAGAGAACUAUCCAUGGACAAAAGCUGCGAGUGCAGCGCUGAGCGCUCGCCUGCAGCCUGCGACCCCGAGGUCGGGGAAGUGGGAGAGGCCGGAGGGGCCGAGCUCAGACGAGCUCCGCUCCUGCAGCAUCGCCAAGCUGAGGGCCAAAGCCAGAGAGCACGAGGCCGAGAUCCACAGCUCUGUAAACAUGUCAGCAGGCGACACACAGUCCCAAACACAGGAAGAUGAUGCCAUGCACAGUGAUUCAUAGUUUUCCUUCUUCCUGUUUGUACAGAUCAUAAUGAUACAAAACAGCAUAGACACUUAAUACGCAGGAACUUACUUUGUAAACUAUUUAGGUGAGGAGCACUAUUAACUAUUAACCUUAGUAUAAAAUGUUAUAUGUUAAUGAUUUUCUUUCAAAUUAUAAGUACGUUUCUGCACUAUUUCAUCUUUUUACAUUUCCUGUAACACUUUUAAAGUCAUUCAUUCUGAAGGUUAAGUAGUAAAACUGUAAAAACUCUCUGUAUAACUACUUUAAGAACAUGUUUUCUCACAUGCAAGUGCCGUUUCUCUACGCACUUUCUAACAUUUCAUUAAUGUGACUGCGGUUGUCACCUUUUGAAUGAAUGCCACACAGGUCAUUAUUGAAGAGCUUACAGUGACAAAUGACAAAUGUUGCCAUCUUACCAUCAGCCUGUUGAGGCACAGCUGAAAUCUGAGUCAGUCAAAUCAUUUCUAAAUGAUUUCACUAAUAGCUUCUCAUCCCUGACCUCUCGGGUUUCCUUCACAGACACGCAGGAUGUCUGCAAGCAGCCACACGUCCUCAAAGGAAACAAUGGAAAUAACUGAGAAAUGAAAUAAUGUGUGAGUCCAAUGAAGAAUAAUUGUAUUGUUGAACUCUAUGCUUAAAAAUCAAAAUAUAUUGUUUUUGCUUUGUUUAGAUUGAAAGUGACAGAUUCAUAAAGACUUUAAAAAAGAUUCAGAUCAAAACAUGCACAAAAUACU